AUGGGAACUUCAAUUACCUAUGCAAUGGCAUUUUGCCUAAUUGCUGUCAGUGUUCAUAUUAAUGUUGCUGCUGAUAAACCUUAUUAUGCAUCCCAGCCAAAGUACUACUCUUCACCACCUCCAAAACAUGCAGAAUAUCCAUCCUCACAGAAAGUCCCUCAUCAUGCAGAACACUCACACCACUAUCACAAAUUAACUCCAUCAUAUACUUACAAAUCUCCACCCCCACCUUCUCAUUCACCACCUCCACCUUAUAUUUAUAACUCACCGCCACCACCUUCUCCCUCACCUCCUCCGCCAUAUGUCUAUAAAUCUCCACCCCCACCAUCCCCAUCACCACCCCCUCCCUAUGUUUAUAAGUCACCACCACCACCUUCUCCUCCACCUCCCCCACCAUAUGUCUACAAAUCUCCUCCACCUCCCUCUCCAUCACCACCGCCUCCGUAUGUCUACAAGUCUCCACCUCCUCCGUCCCCUUCACCUCCACCACCAUAUGUCUACAAAUCUCCACCACCGCCUUCUCCAUCGCCACAACCUCCAUAUGUGUACAAGUCACCACCACCAUCUUCUCCUUCACCUCCCCCACCAUACGUCUACAAAUCACCUCCACCUCCCUCUCCUUCACCACUGCCUCUGUAUGUCUAUAAGUCUCCACCUCCUCCAUCUCCUUCACCUCCUCCACCAUAUGUCUACAAGUCCCCACCACCACCUUCUCCAUCACCACCACCUCCAUAUGUAUAUAAGUCUCCACCACCGCCUUCCCCCUCACCUCCUCCACCAUAUGUUUACAAGUCACCACUGCCACCUUCUCCCUCACCUCUUCCAUCAUAUAUCUACAAAUCUCCUCCACCUCCCUCUUCUUCACCACCGCCUCCGUAUGUCUUUAAGUCUCCACCACCACCAUCUCCUUCACCUCCUCUGCCAUAUAUCUACAAAUCUCCACCACCACCUUCCCCGUCAGCACCACCUCCAUAUAUUUACAAGUCUCCUCCCCCACCAUCUCUUUCACCACCUCCUCCAUAUUUGUACAAGUCUCCACCUCCACCUUCUUCUUCCCAUGUUCCACCAUAUAUCCGUAAAUCACCCACUCCUUAUGUCCACAAGCAUCCGGCUUAUCACCUUCCCAAGCUCUACAACUCUCCACCACCACCUCCAAGAGUCUAUUAA
Messenger RNA from Lathyrus sativus (Indian pea), 1167 nucleotides. The record is from the annotation of a GenBank genome assembly. NCBI's taxonomy places the organism in Eukaryota, Viridiplantae, Streptophyta, Magnoliopsida, Fabales, Fabaceae.